AAUACAACUCCGUGGACUGUCCUGCGAUCGAUCCAACCUGAUCAACGUCGUCUGUUGUUUCGAACUCUCCCAGCCUUCUGCGCCGAGCCCUCUUCACCAAUAGCGGGGGCAGAAGUAAGACGAGUCUCGCGUACGAAGGUACAUCAUUGCAUCACCAGGAUCACCGAGUUUUGGAAUAGUUACACUCCUUUUAGCACACGUCCUCAAGUCAUAUCGAAAAGGGCCCCAAGGGACCUACAACAUGUCUCGCUACGGGGGCCGCGAACGAGGUGAGCGCUGGGACAGUGAACGCUUUGAGAUCGAGCGCGAUCGCAAUCGCUUUGGCACUGAAACACGAGAGCGCUUCGAAGAACACGACUCACGCUUUCCCCGCGGAGGCGGGUACGCCGUUGACGACGUUUAUGAGCGAGAACGAUACGGUCCAAGAGGUGGUUAUGAGGAUGAUAGAUUUGAAAGAAGAGAGUAUUAUGACGACGAGCCACGAUAUGCAAGAGAGAGAUCGACUGGCAGGGACAGGGGACGCAGCAUUACGUUUGAGAAGGAGAGGGAGAGGGAGUACUAUAGCCCUCCACGAUAUGAAGCCCCCCCGAGGCCGGGAAUAAUCAGGAGACAGAGUAGCUUGGAUACGUUUGAUCGGGGACCACUUGCGAGAUUCAGAGAGAGGGAGGAAUAUGGUCCUCCUGCGAGAAUCUACAGGGAGGAGGUUAGGGCCCCGCCACCCCCUCCGUUAACUCCUAUUCCAUUACCAAGGACGAGGGGACUCCCACCGCCAAGACGAUAUGCCGAGAGGGAUUAUGAGGACAUCAGGAUUGCUGAGCCAGAUUACUAUGGAGAUGACGAGUUUAGGGGCUACCCAGAGCGCGUCGUGGAAAGGGAGAUUAUCAGGAGACGGAGGAGAAGCAGAAGCAGAGAGAGUAGAAGUACCAGGGAAAGCGCGCGAAGUAGCAGCAGCAGCAGCUCGAGAUCCGCCAGUCCUGUCAGCGAGGUUGCCAAGAGCGAGUUUCCUAAGAGGGGAAAGACGAGAAUGCCUGCCAAACUUGUGAGCAAGAAAGCAAUUAUCGAUUUGGGUUAUCCUUUCGAGGAAGAGGGCGAUGUGAUCAUUAUCCAGAAAGCCCUCGGCCGCGAAAAUAUCGACGAGGUUAUUAAGCUGAGCGAGGACUACAAAGCGUCAGAGAAAGCCGAAAUGUCCGGGGCCCGCUCUGAAGCCGGAACCGUCAUUGAAGAGCGCGUCACGAAAGAGGUCAUCACGGCACCCUCGCCACCACCGGGGAAGAACCUCGAGGUAGCCAAAGAAACCAAGAUUGUGGAAACACGAUCUCCAUCCCCUCGCCGCCAUCAUCAUAACAAUGCCAUUAUCAUCGAUGCUGGCCGCCCCCGUGAGGAGAGCACACUCGUUGAGCGGCACAGAGAAGUAACCGACAUCUCGGACCCUAUGACAGUUGGACCUCUCGCGCUGGCAGCUUCCAACGACCGACACGGCUUGCGAGACGAGCGUGCAAUUCGCGCCGAGAUCAGGGCCUUAGAAGCAGAGAAAGAGGCUCUCCGAGCUCAGAGACGACGCCGCCGCUCAGGCCGCCGUCACAGUCACCGCGUUUCCGAAACCGAUUUGGUGCUGUACGAGAGAGAUACGUAUGAGAGACCCGGAGAGGAAAUUACCCUGGUUAAACGAGAGAGACUUGAACCUGAAGCAACAGUGAGGAUUGAGAAAGACAGAAAAGGUAGGAUGUCAAUCAGCGUCCCGAAAUACAUCUGAACGAUCCUUAUCCUUUGGUGGGUUCUUGGCCCUGGCUGGGAGUUCUGUAAGAGUUUCGGCUGAUUCGUUGUUUGUUUUAGGGCCGCCUCCUAGGUUGGUUAGAGCUAUGCUGGCUACUCUGACUUAAAGUAUGG
Messenger RNA from Amorphotheca resinae ATCC 22711, 1887 nucleotides. RefSeq lists its product as hypothetical. The coding region runs from base 242 to 1753 and encodes 503 amino acids. Lineage: Eukaryota; Fungi; Ascomycota; Leotiomycetes; Helotiales; Amorphothecaceae. The transcript is spliced from 3 exons. The record is from RefSeq and is a predicted model, not a curated record.